Molecule: messenger RNA, 563 nt
Organism: Vicia villosa (hairy vetch)
Lineage: Eukaryota; Viridiplantae; Streptophyta; Magnoliopsida; Fabales; Fabaceae
Product: cytochrome b-c1 complex subunit 8-2, mitochondrial-like
Exons: 2
Coding region: 77-295 (72 amino acids)
Biological process (GO): mitochondrial electron transport, ubiquinol to cytochrome c
Source: RefSeq, a predicted model, not a curated record
AUUCUUUUCAUUUCGCAUUCUCGUUCUCGUUCGUUCAUUCCUUGGCGAUUUUUUGUGAAUCCAAUCAAAGAAGAAGAUGGGGAAAAACAUCGUGCCUGUGAAAUCCGUUGUGUACGCUCUUUCUCCUUUCCAGCAGAAAAUCAUGAACGGAUUGUGGAAGGAUUUGCCAACCAAAAUUCAUCACAAGGUCUCCGAAAAUUGGAUCAGCGCUCUUCUCUUGGUUACCCCCGUCGUUGGCACCUACUCGUAUGCUAUGCACUUCGUGGAACAGGAGAAGCUGCACCACAGGUACUGAGCUCAUGUGGGGAUGGAUACAUUAGACCACAUUGGAUAAUCUUCAAGUUUCAUGCUCUUAACUUUUUUUCAUCUAGUCAAUAAUGUGACAUUUGUGAAAUUAGCUAUUGCCCUUUAAUUAUGAUAUUUUGAGCUUUAGCUGUUUCCACUAUGAUGAAUUUUAUUGAUAGCUUUCUUUGUUUUACUUAUCUUCAUGUUACAAAAUACAUAAGAUACUCUAUGUUUGUCAAUAAUCUUAUGAUGAGUGCCAAAAUAAGUUGAAAUGUCAA